Messenger RNA from Daphnia carinata, 1458 nucleotides. Its product is annotated as 4-hydroxyphenylpyruvate dioxygenase-like. NCBI's taxonomy places the organism in Eukaryota, Metazoa, Arthropoda, Branchiopoda, Diplostraca, Daphniidae. Gene Ontology annotation, biological process: L-tyrosine catabolic process. Gene Ontology annotation, molecular function: 4-hydroxyphenylpyruvate dioxygenase activity. Gene Ontology annotation, cellular component: Golgi membrane; endoplasmic reticulum membrane. The transcript has 12 exons. The record is from RefSeq and is a predicted model, not a curated record. The coding region runs from base 118 to 1269 and encodes 383 amino acids.
CUACAAAUCUAGAACUUCUCUUCAUAGACUCAGUUGGUUGUUUGAUGACCAAGUCCAUUUGACUUUGUGACACUGGAACAUACGAACGCUACCUUGGAUUAGCUAACAAGCGGCAACAUGACGACGUACACUGAUAAAGGCCCAAAACCCCCGGCAGGGAAAUUUCUCCACUUCGACCAUCUGACCUUCUGGGUUGGAAAUGCUAAACAGGCGGCCUCAUAUUACUGUACUCGUAUGGGCUUCACCCCGGCUGGCUACCAAGGUCUCGAGACUGGCUCAAGGAAAGUGGCUGCCCACCUUGUCGCCCAAAACAAGAUUCGCUUCGUCUUCAAAUCGGUGUACGAACCCAACGAUGACUCGGAGAUGGGCCCGCAUUUGGUGCGCCACGGCGAUGGUGUCAAAGACAUCGCCUUCAGCGUCGAAGAUUUGGAUGCCAUUGUUGAGGCAGCCAAGGACCGCGGUGCCAAAAUCGUCCGUGACAUUUGGCAGGAGGAAGACGAGUUUGGUGUCGUCCGUUUUGCAACCGUUCAAACAUAUGGAGAUACUACGCAUACCUUUAUCGAACGUGGCAAUUACUCUGGUUUCUUCUUGCCCGGUUACAACAAGCUACCCACAGCUGAGGAUCCUCUCCUGGCCACAUUACCACCGAUCAGUUUGGAUUUCAUUGAUCAUGUUGUAGGAAACCAACCCGACUUGCAAAUGGAAUCCGCAGCUGAAUGGUAUACCAAGAAUUUGAUGUUCCAUCGAUUCUGGUCUGUGGAUGAUUCCCAGAUUCAUACACAGUACUCUGCACUGCGUUCUAUCGUCGUUACCAAUUACGAGGAAACCAUUAAGAUGCCAAUCAAUGAACCUGCUAACGGCCUGCGAAAGAGUCAAAUUCAAGAGUACGCCGAUUAUUACGGCGGCGCCGGAGUCCAGCACAUUGCCCUCAACACAACCGACAUCAUCAAAGCGAUUCGUAACUUGAAGAAACGCGGCACAGAUUUCCUUUCCGUGCCUGCUGCCUACUACGAUCAAUUGCGCGUUAAAUUGACUGAAUCUCCUGUCAAAAUCAAGGAAGAUUUGAAUGCCCUCCAGGAGCUGAACAUCUUGGUCGACUACGACGAUAACGGAUACCUGUUACAAAUCUUUACAAAACCGAUGCAAGAUCGACCGACUCUUUUCUUGGAGGUCAUCCAGCGCAACAACCACCAGGGUUUCGGAGCCGGAAAUUUCAAGGCUCUUUUCGAAGCCAUCGAGUUGGACCAAGACGCCCGUGGUAACCUGUGAAAAUAGCGCAGGUGCGUCGUGAAAGAGCAGCGCACUCUCCCACGUAGUCUGGAGCAUUCUGGUGGUAGUUGAUGAUAGUUGUUUAAGUUGUCCAAUCCUUUUAUAUCGUUGUUACUAUUACUACUAUUACUGCUACCUAAUCACCUGUCAAUUACUCUGAUUCGACAAAUAUACUCACGAAGCAUCGCA